Pseudogymnoascus verrucosus is the source of this 2837-nucleotide messenger RNA. RefSeq lists its product as uncharacterized. The transcript has a single exon. The coding region runs from base 192 to 2486 and encodes 764 amino acids. Lineage: Eukaryota; Fungi; Ascomycota; Leotiomycetes; Thelebolales; Thelebolaceae. The record is from RefSeq and is a predicted model, not a curated record.
CUUUUUUAAACCUUUGGAUCCCCCACAAGCCUUUUCAUUCUGUUUGUUUCUUUUAAAUCCUAUAUUGUGCCUAUAUUGUUAUUUUCAAUCCAUUGGAGACCUAAGUUACUGUUAUUCGAGACGGCUCUCGUCGAUUCCAGAAAUAUUAUAUCCCGUAACGCUCAAAGAACGAUUUCUUUGAAGUCGCAGCCAUGCCUCCAAAGGCAACGAAGAAGUUUAGUAUCGUGUCUUGGUACGGUGGAAACCAGGUGACGUCGGAUAAUGUGUCGAUCCAGAACGUACUAAACUACAAAGAAGACGAGCUAGAAAGUCGCCACGACUUCAUUCAGCUCAUUUUCCCUCUACCAUGGGCCAGUCAGCAUGCCAGGAGAGACGUGAUGGCCACUAAAGCACAAUUUAAUAUGAUACGUGGAAGUGGAAAUGUCGGCAGGAACGUUCGCGGAAAUAUGUUGACGGCCUUGCAACACAUUCUGGCCAUGUUUGAUCUCGAGCUCACCCCCACGAAGUUGUGUAAAGCUCAUGGCACUGCUCUCCCUUGGGCCCGCCAUCGUAAUAAAGGACGACGCAUCCGCAGGAUCACGCCCGUUGAAAACGAUGGGAAAGACCACGCUGCUCGCGAAGCUAGAUUUCAAGCUCUGGCGAACCCUGGUAACCACCACCAUCGUCGCAUUACACGGAUUAUUCGAUCACUACGGCUCGCUGGCCGGGUCGAGGACGCGGAUUCGGUAUAUCGCUUCUUUCGGAGAUUUGCGAGAGAGCACCCUACGAUCCCACGGAGAACCUUGCAGAUGUGGGGUGUGGCUGCAAAUUCGGCGUACCUAUAUGUGGACCCGGCAGAAGAAUAUAAAACUGCUCCGGAUGAUAUUAAGGACGGAGAACCAAGCGACAGAGAGGAGGAAGAGGAGGAGGAAGAGGAGGAGGAGGAGGAGGAGGAAGAAACCCCAAUUGAAGGCGGAGGGGGUGGUGGUGUCGGAGGCGGAGGGGGUGGCGGGAGUAGCGGGGGUAGCGAGAGUGGUAGCACGUCCAGCAGCGAAAAAGCGCCUUCAGAACAUGGCGGUGAUGGUGGUGGAUUCGGACCCGGAGGCGACACCCCUCCUCCUGUAGGCCCCGACGAAGGGCAACCACCAACGAUUGGGGAUCCCCGCAUGAGCGAUGAAGACGUUCAGAAGCUCACUCCCUCGGAAAGGGAUCUUCACCACGCACGUAUCGAGCACAGGAAACAAAACAUGGAAAUCGAGAUUAAGUUGGAGUAUCGCAAUGCCAAUGGCGAAUGGAUAGCCGUGGAUGAGGAUUCCUUGACGAUGACCUUGAUCGAUUUGCGCAUAUGGCAGAUCGUACUUAGGGAUAAGGAAGAGGAGCGGCGAGGCGAGGAUGCAGUAGAGCGUCGCAUUAAAGAAGGAAGAGAUCCAUAUGAAUCGUCUUCAGACAGUAGUGAAGAAGACGAAGAAAAUGAUGGCAAAAACUUUCUCAGAGCCGAUAUCAAGAGGUUUGGGAAAAACGGCAUGAGUGCUGAAGACCGUCAGAAGCUCGAACCCUGGGAACUUAAACUCCACCUCGCGCAAAUCGAGCACCAGAGCGACUACCUGGAAAUCGAGGUUAAGUUCAAGUUCCGCGAUGGCGACGGCUUUUGGAAAGGCCGGGGACCGGAACCCAUUACGAUGAACUUGCGGGAUCUGAAGGCGUGGCAGAUCGAGAUCGACAAGCUUGAAGCGCAGUGGCUGGAUGAGGUCAAUCGGGGAGACCGCAGACGGUCGGCAUCUUUAUCGACCACGUCAAGUCAAGAAUCAGACUAUGAUGUCGGAGACCCCAGAAUGAGCGAGAGAUGCUAUGCGCAGCUCGGAGCUGAGGAUCAGGAAAGACACCACGCGCUUAGGGUAUACAUUGAGACAUUCAGAGAGCUCGAGUACGUGCUGGGAUUCCGCGACCGCACCACCUUCCAAUGGAUAUCUGUGCAUAUGGACCCCGACGACUUGAAUCUGGAUGAGUUGGAUCUGUGGAGCGCCGAGAUGCAGCAGAUGGGAGAUGCAUAUGUGGCUAAGCAAGAUGCCGACGAAGCCGCCGAAAAAGCCGCCGAAGAAGCCGCCGCCGCCGCCGCAAAUCCACCUGCUGUCCAGUCGCGGCAGAGAAGGAAACGAGUGCGCUCACCCGAGAGCAUGGUGGACGAGGAAUACAUGGCGGAUAGAGUUAGGAGGGGCUUGGACCCGUUUGGCGACUCCCCUGAGGCCAUAGUUUGGAAGGCUAUGUAUUUGCAGAGGGAAAAGGAGUGGGAAGAAAAGGAGGAUAAGAGGUUGGAGAAGGAGAGGCUGGAGGAGGAGAGGCUGGAGAAGGAGAAGGAGAAGGAUAAUGGGAAGGAGACAGAGAGUGAUGACCCUGGAGGACAGCUGAGGACGGAGGAGGCGGCGAGGGCUAUGGGCGCGAAGAGUACGAGGCGCACGGCACCGGGGAAGUCUAAUUCGAGCAGGUCCAAGAGGAGAAGGGUGGCGUGAUGGAGUGGGUGCUUUUUUGUGAGAAUUUUCUAUUUUUAUUAUGAAGCACCUUUUUUUUUUGGAGGGGUUUGGUUUUUGCUACUACUGCUGAUGUUGUUACCACUUUUGUGCCGGUUGUAUUUUUCCAGGCUUCUGUAGUCGGACCUUUUCAUUCCCUUGUCGCUGCCGCGUCUUCCAUUCUCUUUAUCUGACGCUUUUGGUUGUUGUCAGGAGUUGGGAUUUCCUUUGGAUGGGAUUUGUGGAUGUCAAUAAUCCAUUGAGACGCGCGUGUUUGCGUUUGACGCCACCUUCGUUUUGGUCUUGCCAGAUAGUCAGUUCACGCGCGGAUAAAUAGGACGUCUGUUUAGGAAG